Dreissena polymorpha is the source of this 4969-nucleotide messenger RNA. Its product is annotated as disintegrin and metalloproteinase domain-containing protein 10-like. Bases 96 to 2369 code for a protein of 757 amino acids. Gene Ontology annotation, cellular component: plasma membrane. Gene Ontology annotation, molecular function: metalloendopeptidase activity. Gene Ontology annotation, biological process: Notch signaling pathway; membrane protein ectodomain proteolysis. The record is from RefSeq and is a predicted model, not a curated record. The transcript is spliced from 17 exons. Lineage: Eukaryota; Metazoa; Mollusca; Bivalvia; Myida; Dreissenidae.
GCAGAUAAAGUAUGGCUUUCGCAUUUCGUGUAGCAGUUAGCACAUUCAGUUUAGUUUGGCUGGAAAAUUUCGAAGCGCUUAAAUGAAGCAGAAAGAUGACGAAACCGGAGAAACAUAAACCGAAGACUUUUGAAUUAUUAAUCAAGCGCGUCUUUGUCUCCAUAGCGCUUGUCGUCUGCUAUUCAACUGAAACGGAAGCUUCUUUAGAUGAGAUUUCCCCUUUUAUUAGCAACUAUGAGCUAGUGACGUAUGAUCACGCGGCAUUACGUCAUGAUCAUUUGACUAAGCGGUCAACCAACCAACCAGUCAUUUUCCAGUUUGCAGCGUUUGGAAGGACAUUUACGCCUAUUAUGAAACCGAUGUCGGAUAUCUUCCAUUCGGACCUGAUAGUCGAAACCGGUAACUCAAGUUUGCCGUUCUCUUCGUAUACGUCGUACAGCGGACAUAUUAAAGAGUGUGGAGGAAAGGUUCACGGUAUUAUCACAAAAGAGGGUAAUUUCGAGGGCCGAAUAAUUACAAACGACGAUAUCUACCACCUUGAAAGGACAAGUCAUUACAAGCACAUAUCCGAUCCUACACCGUAUCACACGGUGGUGUACAGGCAAUCUGACGUCAUUUUUAAUAUCACCAAUGCGAAAUGCUCACAUGCGCGAAAGAUGAAGACAAGCUCAAUUGUUGGGAAAACGAAAUUCAGUGAUUCAGAUUCAAAACAAACGCACGCCGAUUUCGGUUCUGAAAAAUGGAUGACAAGAAAUUAUCGGCGCUACAAACGAGGCGCCGAUCCCCUGAAAACCACAUGCGAACUUUAUAUGCAGGCUGACCACCUGUUGUACGAGAGAUAUGGAAGCGAUAUGGACACCGUCAUUGAGAAACUGACAUUGCACGUGCAAGUCGUGAACGCUAUUUUUCAAACAAUAGAUUUUGAUGGCAGCGGAAGCCCGAAUAACGUGGGGUUUAUAAUCAAGAAAAUCAAGGUCUGGACGGAUUCAAAGGCGGAAGGAUACAAAUAUAGCGGCAACUAUGACGUGGACUACUUUCUGGACCUACAUUCUAAGGAUAAUUAUGACUCAUUCUGCUUGUCGUACUUAUUUACUUUUAGGGACUUUUCAGAUGGUGUUUUGGGUCUCGCGUGGAUAGGAGACUUACAAGGGUCGGGUGGAGUGUGCGAGAAAUAUAAGACAUACCAAGGCAUAGGCAUGAGUCUCAACACCGGCAUUGUGACCACGCUGAACUACGGUUCGGACAUACCGCCGGCAGUCUCAUAUGUGACCUUCGCCCACGAAAUCGGCCACAACUUUGGAUCAGACCAUGACCCGGAUUCCAGUCCCAUUUGCGCUCCGGGAGAUCCAACCGGAAAUUACAUCAUGUACUCGCACGCGACUCCAGGCACAAAGCCGAACAAUAACAAAAUGUCUAGUUGCAGCAUAGAGUCGAUUGGUCCUAUUUUAGAAGCCAAAGCAUGGAGUGCGGUUGGAUGUUUUGUUCAGAACACGGGUCAGAUAUGUGGUAACCGUGUGGUCGAGGGGGACGAGGAGUGUGACUGCGGGUGGGGCGAGGAGUGCGUCGAGAGCUGCUGCAACCCCCAGGUAGAGAACCCAGGGCUGCCCGGGUUGGAGACCCCGUGCACACGGAAAUCAUCCGCCGUUUGCAGUCCCAGCGAGGGUGCGUGCUGCAAGAACGACUGCACGUACUCUGGCACGGAUCACUCGUGCAGGAAUGAAUCCGGCUGUCUGGACGAGGCUUUCUGCAAUGGAACGUCAUCAAUAUGCCCGUCUUCUGCGCACAAAGCGAACACAACUUCCUGUGGUGGCGAGGAUUCCUCUCUCGUGUGCUUCAACGGGGAAUGUUCAGGCUCAAUAUGCCUGGCCCACGGUAGAGAACCUUGCUACUGCCCGGGGUCAGACUGGAAGGAUGUUCAGCUAUGUCAGGUGUGCUGCAUGGACGAUGGUGUGUGCAAGUCCUCAUACGUGCUAGAUGACAUACCGGACGCCGCAGCCCUGCCAGGAACGCCGUGUAACGAUCUCAAAGGCUACUGCGACAUAUUCAGGAUAUGCAGAGAGGUUGAUCCGUCCGGCCCACUGAGCAUGCUCAGUCGAUUUCUCACCGGAGACGGGUUCUCAAAAGUGUUGGACUACCUGUCAAAGCAUUGGUAUAUCGGCCUAGCUGGUGGACUGGUACUCAUUAUAGUCAUCGUACUUAUGUUCAAAUUCUGCUCAAAAUCCCACAAAAUGCUUGAUGACGAUGACGAUAGGCCACCAAAGAGAAGGAUUUUAGCAUUUGCCCACAAUACGCCUCGACAAAUCAGUGCUCUCGGGAAUCGUAACAGAGUAACACCAACCGAUGUGAACAUGGUGGACACGUACAUGUGAUAGUACUCGUUUUGACAAAUGUAUAGAAAUAGAAACAAUUUAUAUAUAAACAAAGUGAAGACCUCCAAUUGCACCAGCUCCUUUUAAAAUUGUAUAGUAACAAGUGAUAUAACAAUUAACUCACAAAUGGAAUGGUCAAUACAAAUAUCACUGAGAGUUUAAUCAUGUCAAAGAGAAACGUAAUAAUAAUGAUUUAAAUGUACUUACAAUUUCUUGUUCAACAUGAGUCUAAACUAUUUUAUGAUAUAUAAGGGAAUACGUCUAAAAGAUGUGUCAGCAAGAUGGAAAAAUUGCCUGUUUAAACGCACUGCUAUGUGGAUGUGGUUUUAGCCUCGCAGCAUUUUAGUGUAUUUAUUCUUGCACAAACAUGGGAGCCUUUAUGCCCGUUUUACUUGUGUCCUUUAUUUCGAGUAGAUUGUUUUGGGUGACAAUGCAUAUACUGUUUUAAAUGUUUUUACACAAGGUUUUGAGCUAUUUUUUAAGAAUUUAAAACGAUAACACAACGUGUUAUAAUGGUGAGUAUUGACUUCGGGUAAUGGCUUUUGCAUAUUAUAUGUAUAAAAAAAGAUGGAAUUAAGGUGGGUGUGUAAUUAACUGCACUUUAUGUACAUAGAAGGGGGCACUCUAUACGGACAACGAUGUCUUUGCCGUUACACCUCGUAUUCCAAAGUGUGAUCAGGAAAUACUUUGUUUAUUAAGCAUACGCCCCUGUGGUUUUGAAUAAUAAAAACAGAUAUUAAUGGAUCUUUUUCUUGAUGGAAUUACGUUGGGCAUAUUCAACUGCAAUGCUUAUUUGUUGUUGUUGUUUUGUUACAUGGAUUACAUCGUUUUCACGGGAAUGAUUGUGUUCUGGCACUGCAUUUUAUGUAUUCAACUUGCAAAUGUUGUAUUGAGACACGAUGACUGCUUAUAGUGACAACAUGUAAAUGUGUUCUUGCAAAGUUACUUUUCAAUGAAAAGGCACAGUUCAUGUUUUCACGGAAUAUGUUAGUCAAUUCAAUAUACACUUUAACCCGCCCCCCCCCCCCCAAAUUGCUUUAAAAGGUAUUAAGCAAGGUAUUUCUGGCGGCCAUCUUGGACGCCAUCUUGAAAAAAACACUUUUCGGUGGAUUGAUUUUUGGUAAACUUUAGAUUCGAAAUAAAAUACUUUUUCCCUACCCGGAUCACUUGAAAUACCUUUCGUAGCAAUUUGUUAUUUUUUGGGUGGUGGUAUUUUUCAUAUAAUGACCCCACUGUGUAUUGAAAUCACACUAACCACGUACCUACAGACGCACCUUGAUACAAUGGCAAAACUGAAUGAUUAUUUGAUAGCAACUUGAUAUAUGGCAUGCAUGUGUAUCUUAAGGAGCUGAACAUUUUGAGUGGUGAAAGGUAAAGGUCAAGGUCAUCUUUCAAGGUCAAAUGCCGAAUAUAUGGCGUCUGUCCGUCCGAAAACUUUAACUUUGGCCAUAACUUGUGCAAUAUUAAAGAUAGCAACUUGAUAUUUGGCAUGCACGUGUAUCUCAUGAAGCUUCACAUUUUGAGUGAUGAAAGUUCAAGGUCAAGGUCAUUCUUCAAGGUCAAGGUCAUCCUUCAUGGUCAAAGGUCUAAAAAAUAAAUAAAUAAAUUCAAAGCGGUGUUCUUAUGAAGCUGCACAUUUUGAGUGGUGGAAGUCCAAGGUCAAGGUCAUCUUUCAAGGUCAAGGUCAUCCUUCAAGGUCAAAGGUAAAAAAAAUCAAAGCGGCGUUAUCAUGAAGCUGCACAUUUUGAGUGGUGGGGGUUCAUUGUCGAGGUCAUCCGUCAAGGUCAUCCUUCAAGGUCAAAGGUAAAAAAAAUAAUUUCAAAGCGGCGUUCUCAUGAAGCUGCACAUUUUGAGUGGUGGAAGUUCAAGGUCAAGGUCAUCCUUCAAGGUCAAAGGUAAAAAAUAACUUUUUUUCAAAGGGGCAUAAUAGGGGGCAUUGUGUUUCUGACGAACAAAUCUCUUGUUUUUUUCAAACAUGGUUAAAAACACAAAUAUUUAUUUUUAUUAUUUUAUUUUUGAAAUACCGUCCAAUCAUCCCACCCAAGAAUCCCUCCCCCCCCAAAAAAAAUUAUUUUUUUUUUGCAUUUUUGGAAGAUAAUGUAAUAAAUGACCACACCCCCACACUAUACUGUACACCCCUCUCCACUCCACCCCUCCCUCCUUUGUGAUUGAAAUUGAUAUAGGUCCCUACACCUUUAAAAAGAAAAAUAGAUGAGCGGUCUGCAACCGCAAGGCGGUUCUCUUGUUUAAAUUUGUAAUGCUCAUGCUGUAAGUAUUUAUAAUGUCAUAUUGAUAAAAUAUUAACAUAAAAUUUGAAUAAUGUUAUUGCAUCGUUUAGAUGUUUUGUGCUACAACAAUAUUGCUGAUAUUAUAAAUAUAGUUUCAAUAAUUCAAUUUUAAUUUCUUAUACUUUGCUUAAUAUUAUUGAUAGUAUUUUAACAUUUUGAAUACUAAAAUUUGGCAGAUUUAUUUUGCAUUACUACUUUUACUCUAAUACGUGGAACACAGUAACGCUCAGACACCUUUAUGUUAAACUAACCACUUGAUAUUUAUAAUGCUCUUUCUGAAAUUAAUUUUGUAAUAAAGGUUUUUAUACGAUG